GAGCCAGUGUUUUCUCCGUUGGUUUAAUCUUGGCUUAAUCAAUGCCACCGAAAGAACGGUUUCUGUGGAACAUCGCAACCUAGCUUCCCGCGUAAAACCCUAACAAUGGCCACUCCGCAACCAGACGUUAACAACGACGACCACUACUCCCCCUCCUCCACCACCAUCACCUUCGACCCACCCCUCCCUCUCCUCCGCAACCCCAUCCCCUCCUCCUCCUCCCCAUUCAUCCUCGCAUUCAAAGACGCCGACUCCUUCUCCACCGCCUGCAAAUCCUGCAUAUCCACCCUCACCUCCCAGUGCGAGGCCGGUGCCAGAAUCGGCUGCGCCAUCGCCGCCUCCGACAAGUGCAAAACCCCCUGGUGGAAAUCCCCCUCCUCCAAACCGGACCUCGCAGAGAGAGAAAGGUGCGAGGAGAUAGAAACAAGGGUUUGCGUCGAAGCAGCGAAAGCGAGGUGUGAGAAAUUCGCCAAGGAGAAAUGUGUGCCGGUGUUUGGGGAGGCGCGAGUUGCUGGGAGAAAGGUGGACUGGAAAGAGGCCUCCAAGUUGAUGUUUUGGGCGGUGGCGGCGGAGAGGGGGUUAGGGUUUGGUUUGGAUCGAAUGGGAAGUUGGGCUGAGUUUAGGGAUCGGGUUGAAGUGACGAGUUAUCGAGGGAGUGAUGUAUUGGGUACUGUUAUUAGUGAGUGAUCAUGGCAUCAAGGAAAUUCAGCCAUUCAGGUGUUUCUUAACAAGGAAGGAUGAUUAUGUGGCAUAGAGCGUGAAGUUCCAGAGGUCUGUUGAUCAGCCCUGGCAUGAUAUCGACAACAUUGAACUAAGUAGUAUUCAGAUGAUGCUUUCUAUAGCAAUCCCAAUUAAUUUUGGUUGUCCAAAUUGUUGCAUGUAUGUUGGGAAGCAGAAAUUUGAUUCCUUUCAAAACGGCUCAAUUUUACGUAAAGCUCUUGCCUACCCCAUCAGACAGCGGCUGUAACAUGAAAAUUCGUCUUCUCUUCUAUUAUGCAUGGAUUUACACAACUAAGCCUAGAUUAAUAGGAUGUUUACACUAUAGAGUAUGUUGGUGGUUAAGGCCCCAUUUGGUCUUUUUGAUUUUUUCCUCUUAAUUCGUACGAAGAUUUGGGUCAAUUGUUACACUACAUUGUUCGUCUCGAUGAAAGAAAUUAGAAAAGUAUAAUAUGGACCCAAAAUAAAAAAGACAUUUUUUUGUUGUUUUUUAUGAGGUUUUUUACCAUUAUUGUGUGAAGUUCUAAGUGAUUAACUCACAUCAUCUUUUUGGGCCCAAUGUGAGACCUUAAAAGGGAAAAUUGGAGGCUAAGGAGAUUGGUCGGGGCCCCCCUCCAUUUUAGCCACCCUUAUUCUUCUUUUGUAUUAGUUUGAAUCCCUCCCUAGGCCCAGGUUGCCUUUAGACAGGCGUAAAUCCAAGCCCAUAGGUUGCUCAUCAGGGUUGGUCAGUGCUUGUAUGCAAUUCCAUGCUCUCAUCUAUGCCUAUUUUAUUUUAGAUACAUUUUUUUUCUUCUGUAUAUGCUUAGUUGAAUUGUGCAUACCGAUGCUCUGGACUAUCAAUGAAGGAAAUAUGGUAAUGUGCACAUAAAUUGAAUUGGGUCUCUAGGCCUGUCCUCUCUGAUGUCAUUCGGCUUUGAUUUGGGGGCAUGGUUCCGUAGCAAAAUAGGCAUAGGGGGGCUACUGUUUCAGUGGUAUUCUGAGAGCAGCCACUUUGUGCAUAUUGCCAAAGGUUAGGUCUGUCUCCAAUCCUCCUCCGCACAUGCCUCCAAUGAUUGGGGACUACAUGGGUUCUGUUGUUGUUGUUAUUGUU
This is a messenger RNA of Rhododendron vialii, 1807 nucleotides long. RefSeq lists its product as uncharacterized. NCBI's taxonomy places the organism in Eukaryota, Viridiplantae, Streptophyta, Magnoliopsida, Ericales, Ericaceae. Gene Ontology annotation, cellular component: plastid. The record is from RefSeq and is a predicted model, not a curated record. Bases 106 to 687 code for a protein of 193 amino acids. The transcript has 2 exons.